ACGUGCAUGGCGCCGACUGGGGGCCGGGUAGAUGCUGGACGUCUUACUCCCAUUAUGGCUCCUCGGUGCUUUUGCAGUCUUCUUCUAUCGGCUGCCCCACUAUCUUUCCUUUCGUAGUACUCAAUUCCUGCCAACAUUAGGUUCUCACCGUCUCACGCGACCUAUACCUGUUGUCCGAGGAUGGCGGAUCGAUUGGACGGCCGGACAGCUGUCCAUCGAAACGAAAGACUACAAUUCGGUGCCUAGGAUCAUCACUGAACGGUCCAGACGGCUGCAUGGAGCUCUCAAGCGGUUCUACUUCUGGGGAUCUAUAGCCGGUCCGCUUGGAUUAGCGGGCAGCGUACUUGCGGCCGUUGUGGCUGCAGUCCAAGUUUGGCAAAUGGUCUGGCAGGAACUCGCUGCUCAUUCUGUACCCUCGAUACCUACAGGAGGGAUGUCGAAACGAGGCCUGGUGGGCGCUGGAAGGAACGUUGCGGAGAAUGUCUUGAGCAAAAGGGCAUUCGGUGUCGUUGCUCCGAUACUUGAGGUGGAAGCUGGGCUGAGAACGUUCCAGGCGAACAGUUUAUCCCCCUUGAUCCCAGGUAUCACCAUGCCUUUUUCUCACCUACCUACGCUGGUUUUGGUCUUGGUCACUAGCCAACUGUUUCACGAGCUGGGCCAUGCUCUUUCCGCUUACUUAGAUGGUGUUUCUCCAGCAAAGCUCAGCUUGAAUCUCCACUACGGGAUGCCGAGCAUGAUGGUGUCCUUUUCUUCGUCGGUCGAUCGGAUCCCCACGUCGGCCCGGAUACGUCUAGCUUCCUCUGGGCCUUGGCACAAUCUCGCUAUUUACCUGCUGCUCGGCAUUGCAUCAUUGACCGGUUUCUGGAAACCUCUCUGGGCAGAUGUCGGCGAGAAAGGCCUAGUUGUGGACUCCGUAGAGCCUAUGUCGGCACUUUACGCACACAUCCGACCUGGAGAUCUCAUUACACAUCUUGAUGACCUUUUUGUCGGCGGUACAUCUUCAACCCACGAGCAUAAUGCUUGGGCAAGGUAUUUGACGAGCAAUGAGAUAGGAGACCUUGACCGGGGAUGGUGUGUGCCAGACACAGAAUGGAGAGCACUGCACACCACGCCUUGUUCCGUCCAAGGAGAGAUAGCUUUCGAAGGCAUGGCCGGGGAUCAAAUGACCUCCAUUCGCUGCCUUUCACCUCAUCCGAUUCUCGAUUCCCCCUCGGUGGCUUGUCCGUGUACAGAAGGCUUUACGUGCGUCAGACCAUCUCCAAAGGAGCGCGUACUUCGCAUUCAAGUCGCAAGUCUUAGAGGCGCCCCUCGGCUCCUCAGAUCGCCGACUCAGGCACUUGCUUCUAUAGGCACCACCAGGACUGUUCUCUGGUCUGGCGACAGACGAGAUGUCUUGCAGAACAUCAAAGUCGGCACUGCUUUUCCUCGUCUAUUCCCAUCUCUCAUGUACUGGCUUGUCAUGUUCUUCAACUAUGUGUCGACUAUUUCACUGUCGCUAUUUUUCUUCAAUCUGUUGCCUUUGCCAGGGACUGAUGGAGCGCAUCUCCUCACCUGCCUGCUGGAGCUGUUUUCCCAACGCGGAAACAGACAUUCGGCGCACGCCAAUGGAGGUGGUGAUCUCGACCUGCCUCUCACAGCGCGGCUGCACGAAACCUCCUUGACGAGUAAUUCAGCUCGCUCUCGCGCUGCAGUUCAGACCAGAGACGGCUUGGAUAGACCAGGGAUGGUCGGACAAGGGGACCUGGAAGCUGGGCGUGCAGGGUCAGACUUUGAUUCGUCCGACGAUUCAGGCGAUGACGAUGAUUAUCUGUCGACAAGACAUUCGAGCCGUCUUCGACAGCAUCGAGAAGGAAGAUGGCAGUGGGUGGUGAGAAAGGGUGUAGAGUGGUUCAUGAUCUCAUUGGGGGUCGCUUGGAUAGCAGGCUGGGGUAUGAUUGCGCUUCUUAGAUCUAGCUAGUCCCAUCGCGAUGACCUCAGACUGAAGGGCGGCCGAUUCACAU
Molecule: messenger RNA, 2000 nt
Organism: Kockovaella imperatae
Lineage: Eukaryota; Fungi; Basidiomycota; Tremellomycetes; Tremellales; Cuniculitremaceae
Exons: 7
Biological process (GO): membrane protein intracellular domain proteolysis; regulation of response to endoplasmic reticulum stress
Cellular component (GO): membrane; cytoplasm
Molecular function (GO): metalloendopeptidase activity
Source: RefSeq, a predicted model, not a curated record